CUGCACCCACCCCGCGGCGGGUGGGGCCGGGGGCUCACGGUGCGUGUCUCUCCCGCAGGGCGGACCUUCCCCAAGCGCGGCCAGACCUGCGUGGUGCACUACACGGGUAUGCUGGAGGACGGGAAGAAGUUCGACUCCUCUCGUGACAGGAACAAGCCAUUCAAGUUCGUGAUGGGCAAGCAGGAGGUGAUCCGCGGCUGGGAAGAAGGGGUCGCCCAGAUGAGCGUGGGCCAGCGAGCGAAGAUGAUCAUCUCUCCGGACUACGCCUACGGCUCCACCGGCCACCCCGGCAUCAUCCCGCCCAACGCCACCCUAAUCUUCGACGUGGAGCUUAUGAAAUUGGAAUGACAGGAGGCGCCCAGCCCCCGCUCCCUGUCCUUGGGUUUGGCACAUGGAGGAAUCCAGAAUCUCAGCUUCAAGAAGAAUGCACAUGACUUUGUACGGAGCUUUUCCUGAUAUUCCACUACACUCGUUGUAUAACCCUGUACCUUGAUUGAAUGUGUUUGGUCACUCAGCUUUGCCUCUGACUCUUCCUCCUUGUAUUGUGUUUUUAUGUCUUUUAAACUAUACGCCGUAAACCUCAACUUUUAGGGGGUUUUCUAUUGUUUUUUUUGUUUUGUUUUUUUUCCCUUUCGGGCGAGCUCUUCAUCUGGUUGUGUUGCGGGCUUUAGUGCGCCCUGGGGUGACCUGUGCUAGGGAUCGUUGGAGCGAAGGAAAUGCCGGGAGCUGGUUUUGUUCUGGUUUUUUUUUUGUUUUUUUUGGAUGCAGAUAUCUGUUGUGUAUGACAAAGAGAUUGCCGCUGCCGUUGCAAAAGCCAUAGCAGAGCGAGGAGCUGUCAAGGGCUGACUGACUCUGGGGAGCAAAGGGGUCCUUGGCUGGCGGUGUUACUUCCCUGCCUGGGACUGAACACGGGAACAAGUAGCUUCCUGCUCCCUUCCCGGCAGGGUGGUGCCACCAUGCCAGCACUUUCCCCUUGGCGGUGCCCAGAGCGGGCAGUAUCCUGCCCCCUUUGCUGCCUGCUGCCUUUACCAGCAUGUGGUUGUUUUCCUCCCCCCUGCUUCCUCCUCCUGGAUUUUGAGGGUCUCUUUUCCUUUCGCCAUCCGUGCUCCACCACUACAUAGGCUGCAGCAUCGCAAGGGGCCUUUUGUACGUGGAUGGAAGGGGCCGUUUCCUGGGGGGGCACCGAUAGGAACGAGCCCGCGGCAGAAAGCUGGCGCCUCAGCCGUCGCCGGGAUGACGAGACCCCAGCACUCCCGCGCCAAACCUGAUGCUGGUCAUCACCGCGUGCCGCGGCCUCCCGUUCGGUGCACGGCUCCACCUCCACCUCGGCUCCCUUCCCUUCCCUCUGCCCCGCGUCGUGAUUUGGUAAGAGGAAUGGCUGCCAUCGCUUCCUCCUCCACCGCCACAUCAGAGUAUUGAGUUUUAUGAUUGCAAUAAAAGUGCUUUAUGCUGGCUUUUCUCAA
Messenger RNA from Gavialis gangeticus (Gharial), 1463 nucleotides. RefSeq names its product FK506 binding protein 1A (gene FKBP1A). The record is from RefSeq and is a predicted model, not a curated record. The transcript has 4 exons. NCBI's taxonomy places the organism in Eukaryota, Metazoa, Chordata, Crocodylia, Gavialidae. The coding region runs from base 109 to 348 and encodes 79 amino acids. Gene Ontology annotation, molecular function: peptidyl-prolyl cis-trans isomerase activity.